This is a messenger RNA of Solea solea (common sole), 2794 nucleotides long. RefSeq names its product transglutaminase 5, like (gene tgm5l). Gene Ontology annotation, biological process: peptide cross-linking. The transcript is spliced from 14 exons. Bases 291 to 2342 code for a protein of 683 amino acids. The record is from RefSeq and is a predicted model, not a curated record. Gene Ontology annotation, molecular function: protein-glutamine gamma-glutamyltransferase activity. Lineage: Eukaryota; Metazoa; Chordata; Actinopteri; Pleuronectiformes; Soleidae.
CUCACAUAAUCUUUCGCAAGAGCUUUGUUCACCAUCUCACCUCACCAUCCUGUUGAACUGGGUGAAACUAAUUACUCACGCACAAGACCCACCUCUUCCCACGAAAGUAUGUACGAGUGUACAAGGUGGAGCGUUCCACGUUUUGUUACACAUGGCCUGUUGUGCUUAGCAACAUGCCACUCUCACCAGCCAGCAUGUGGGAGUGGCAGAGGUACGGAUAUAUAAACCUGUGGAGGGAAACAAAAAGGACACUUUUACCACUGCUCCGAAAAAGAAUCAGUCAAUAACAAAUGGAAGACUUGUCAAUCAAAAAUGUCAACCUGGAAAAAUCCGAAAACCUGGAGAGACACAGGACAGAGGGAUUCAGCAGCUCCAAGAACCUGGUGGUUCGAAGAGGAGCCCCGUUCAGGAUCAGCCUGCAGCUGCAGGGCCGACCAUUCAACCCCAAGAUCGACUUUCUGAGUGUCAAAAUUUUACUAGGCCGCCUUUAUGUUUCACUGCCAGUCUCUUUCUCCAAGAAAGUCUCUCCCACCAAAUGGACAGCGUACAUGGAGUCGAAGGACUUGGAUUUCCAGAAUCCCUCCAUCUUCAUCUCUACUCCCGCCUCUGCCUCAGUGGGAUGCUACAGGUUUCAGCUGCGUGUGUUUACUCAGGGGGGCAAGAGGAAGGCCGCUCUGGGCAGAUUCACCCUGCUCUGCAAUCCUUGGUGUCGUGAGGAUGCAGUCUAUAUUCCCUUUGAGGACCAGAGAGAGGAAUAUGUCCAGAAUGACUCUGGGUUAUUGUUCAUGGGGACAGCGAUGAACCUCGUGUCAAGACCAUGGUCCUUUGAUCAGUAUGAGCCUGGCGUCCUGGAGUCAUGCCUGAGUCUGCUGCAGGUCAGCCCUCAGCACCAAAAGAGCCGACGAGAGGACUAUUUGAAACGGUGCGACCCCGUCUACAUCAGCCGGGUCGUGUCUGCCAUGAUCAACUCAGAAGAUGACCGUGGAGUUCUGAAAGGGAACUGGUCGGGAGACUUCCAACAAGGAGUGAAUCCCACCGUGUGGACGGGGAGUGGGGACGUCUUGAGUCAGUGGACACAGUCCAAUUACAAACCAGUCAAGUAUGGGCAGUGCUGGGUGUUUGCUGCCGUCAUGUGCACAGUCAUGAGAGUUCUUGGCAUUCCUUGCCGCGUUGUCACCAACUUCAACUCGGCUCACGACACCAAUGGCAACCUGGUGCUGGAGGAGUACUACAGCGAAAAGGGAGAGAAGCUGAAGAUCAGCAAAGACAGCUUAUGGAACUUCCAUGUCUGGGUGGAAUGCUGGAUGACUCGUAGGGAUUUAGUAUCUGGGAUGGAUGGAUGGCAGGUUCUGGACCCAACCCCUCAGAACAGGAGUGGAGGCGUGUUCUGCUGCGGCCCGUCGCCGGUCAAGGCCAUCAAGGAGCGCCGCAUGGACCUGUUUUAUGACAUCCCCUUUGUUUAUGCUGAGGUGAACGCCGACAUACACACAAUCAUAAUGAGCGAGGGUCGCGUGCUUAGCCUCAACAAAGACACGGAGAGAGUCGGAUCCCUCAUCUGCACCAAAGCCAUUGGUUUCCCCAGACUUCAGAACAUCACGGGAGACUACAAAUACAUCAAAAGCCCAACUUCAACAAUCUCAUCGAGAAGCUCCGCAUCAGACGACUCGACAUUAAGAAGAGCAAGCGCAUCCAAAGGAGUAUUAGUCUCUCUGACCCUGGAUAAAGCUCCUGUCGCUGGAGAGCCCAUCCGCUUCACAGUGAAGGUCAUGAACAAACAGAACCAUAGCAAGUUAAUGAAGGUGAAUAUCAACGCUCAGGCCAAAGAAUACAACCACUCCCCCUCAGACACCUUCUGGGAAACCAAUGGCAUCAUACAGCUUGAACCAAUGGAAGUCAAAGUUUUGACCAAGCAGAUCGCGCCAGCUCAGUAUGAGGAUGUGAUCGGAGACGACCUGAUCAACCUUGCAGUAGUCCUGGAAGACAUGGCCACGCACAAGUGGGUUCUGGCCUCAGAGGAGUUCAAUAUUGCCAGCCCACAGCUCACCAUACAGAUUGCAGAUGAAGACUCCGUUGUGGCCAACAAGGAGCAAACUGCCACCGUGAGCUUCACCAACACGUUUUCUCACAUGGUGGGUGGAGUACUGACGGUUGCCGGAGCUGGGCUGAUCCCGGGCAAGAUUCACUUCAGGAUAUUCCCACUGCGAGCAGGGGGAAAAGUGGAGCAACGCAUCAAUUUCAUCCCCAGCGUAACGGGAACAAAGAUGCUGCAGGCGAGCCUGUCACUGACGAACGUCAACUCCACAAUCAGAGGCUUUAAGAUGGUCCGGGUCAACAGAGCUUAGAUCCCUUUAUUCCUACUUUGGCUCACGCUUCAGCAAAAAACGUUACAUUUCUCAUAUAAUUGUGAUACAGAGUGCUUGUGCCGCAUCAUUUGUUUUUAUUUGUAACGACCAGGUCUCCCACCUACAUCACUGACAGGGCACUUGUCUGUUACUGUACAUAAUUUGAAUGUGAAUUUAAAUGUUAUAUAUAGUGCAUGUACAUAUACAUAUAUAUAUAUAUAUAUAUACAUUUAUUUAUUUAUUUGAGCCAUUUAGGUCAACCCAAUUACUUGAAAAAAUCAGUGUGAGCUUUGAUGCAAUAUUGUGCUUUUUAAAAAAAAUAAAAACGUUGUUAAAAUAAAUGUACUGUCACAUUUUCCAACAAGUCUAUUCAUGCAGGUUGAUGUUAUUGCAGUUCUGUCUUUGCCCAGAGGAGGGAAACCUUCCCUCAAAAAAUGAAAGAAAGGGUCACU